AUGGAGAAAGAUCGUUGUCUAAACAUUACCACCCUUGCGGCAAAGGACAUCCGCUGGCCAACGUCACUGGGGGCUCACGGCUCCGAUGCUAUGCAUACGGAUCCGGACUACUCGUGUGUUUAUGUGACGAUCUCAACGGCAGAAGGUCCUACCGGAUACGGCAUGACGUUCACACUCGGCCGUGGGACGGAUAUCGUCCUGCUUGCCGUUCGUUCGAUGAAGCGCUUUGUCGAGGGUCGCACGACAGCUAGCAUUUUCGAACGUUUUGGCCAGUUCUGGCGUGAAAUAACGAGCGAUUCUCAGCUCCGAUGGAUCGGACCCGAGAAGGGUGUCACCCAUCUGGCGGUAGCAGCGAUCGUCAAUGCUCUGUGGGACCUUUGGGGUCGUAUCCGGUGUAAACCCGUGUGGAAGCUGCUAGCGGAGAUGGAACCAGAGGAACUAGUAUCAACGAUAGAUUUUCGCUACAUCGAAGAUGUUAUUACACCAGAAGAAGCCGUAGCAUUUCUCCAUGAAACGAAGGCCACACGGAACGAGCGCAUUGAGUUCUUAGUAAAAAAUGGAUACCCAGCAUAUACUACACAAAUAGGAUGGCUUGGGUAUAGCGAUGAUACGAUACGCGGAUUGUGUCGUAAGUAUUUAAAGGCUGGUUUCAAAGCUUUCAAAACGAAAGUAGGCCAGGAUUUGCAGAACGAUAUUAAACGUUGCCAAUUGAUACGAGACGAAAUCGGUUGGGAGAAUCAGUUGAUGAUUGACGCCAACCAAACGUGGAAUGUCCCAACGGCUAUCGAUUGGGUAAAGAGCUUGAAAGAUUUUAAGCCGCUGUGGAUUGAAGAGCCCACAUCUCCGGACGAUGUGUUAGGUCAUGCCAAAAUCGCAGAAGCAUUGAGAGAACAUUCAAUUGGGGUAGCGACAGGAGAGAUGUGUUGCAAUCGCGUGAUGUUCAAACAAUUCAUGCAGGCUAAUGCGCUCGAGUUUUGUCAGAUUGAUUCCGCUCGUAUUGGAGGGAUCAAUGAAAUAUUAUCCGUCUAUUUGAUGGCCAAAAAGUUUAAAGUGAAAGUGUGUCCUCAUGCCGGUGGUGUCGGGCUAUGCGAAAUGGUGCAACAUUUGCAAAUGUGGGAUUAUUGCUCCGUGUCGUGUACAAUGGAGGAACGCAUGAUAGAAUUCGUCGAUCAGCAGCACGAUCAGUUCGUGUACCCAGCAGCGAUCAACGAAAAGGCAUGCUACAUAGCACCAAGAGAUCCUGGAUAUUCGACGGAGCUAAAAGAGGAUGCAAUUCAACAGUUUGAAUAUCCAAAUGGAACGGAAUGGAAACGUCUGUUCGAUGAAGCUAUUUUCCUGCGAGAAACUUAUUAACAAUGUUUACAGUUUAAAAAAAUAUUUUCAAAGUAAUUAUAUUUAAUCUAGGUUAUUUGAAAAUCAUCAAAAUAAUUUCUAAC
Molecule: messenger RNA, 1436 nt
Organism: Anopheles nili
Lineage: Eukaryota; Metazoa; Arthropoda; Insecta; Diptera; Culicidae
Product: mitochondrial enolase superfamily member 1-like
Exons: 8
Coding region: 1-1353 (450 amino acids)
Biological process (GO): amino acid catabolic process; carbohydrate catabolic process
Molecular function (GO): L-fuconate dehydratase activity; magnesium ion binding
Source: RefSeq, a predicted model, not a curated record